UGAAUCUCUUUGUACACAAGGUUCUGUCAAGAGGCUCUAUUGUGAGAAGGAGCUGGAAAGACCUUUUCCUACAUUGUUUUUUAAAACUUGCUACAUUAUGACUUGGCUCUCUGUACUACUCCCUGUGCUUCUGGCUGUCCUGAAGCUAGCAGCCUCACAAGGAAAUGACUCUCUCUUUGUCACUGAACAAGAGCUCUUCAGAAGAGUGGUGGAUCUCCUAGUGCCUGGAGAAGACAUCCUGAGUGAGACAGCAGUCACCUCUUUAUUAAGUAUCUUAGCGAACCGUGUGCAGUGUGCUGAGGUGCCGUGUGAAAAGUGCUUUUCGGCCGAUGAUGUCUUUGAACUUGCUGGGAAGAAUGACAGUGGCAGCAAAACACUGACACCUGAUGAGUUUUUCCAAAUCUCUCCUGGCUUGCUGCUCUUUCUGACUGACCCACAGAGAGUGUGCCAGGUCAUACAGGCCAAGCACUGGGGAAAGGAAACAACAGUGUUCACAGAGAAACUAUUGACACAAAUUGAUACCAGCCAAAUCCCCAAGCUCACUCAUAGCCUGGUGGAAGAGGAGCUGCAGAAAAUACAAAAGAACUAUCUGACGGUGGACAAAGGUCAGCCUUGUGUCAACUCCACUCAAAUCAUAGAAGAAUACGAGCUGGUGUCCAAUGGAACAACACGAGUUAAUAUUGGCCACUUUUCUGCUGUAAUGCUUUACCAUUUCUUACGAGGAGACUGCCUACCCCGAUACGUAUUGCCAGGGCCUGAAUACUUCCUCAACUUCAUAUUUCACAUAUACCAGAAUCUCACCAGGACAGAACUUGAAGACUUGAUGGAUAAAAUUGGUUUAGCUCACAAUAGCCAAGAGGAUCAACACCAAGAGAACAGCGGAAGUCAUAGUGAAGACCACUCGGGUGAGGGGUCUCAUGGCCAUCGGUCCAACCAGCUGCCGAGUCAUGGCCAGGAGGAGGGGGAUGAGAACAGUUCCUGGGACACGAAAUGUUUUAGUUCCACUGAAAUAAUGGCGAUCCAUCAGAUUGCAGCCAAUGGGACGAUUUCCCAAAGCGAGUUUGUUCAGCUGAGCCCUACGUUAAUUCAGCAGCUUCUGAGUCAGGCCUGCACCAGAGGUCAUGAGAAGGAGCCACACAAACAUCAGCUGACCACUGCGGAAAAAUUUAUUUAUGGAUCGAUUGCAACAUUGAUUAUCAGUCUUUGUGCGGUGUUUGGGAUCAUAAUUGUUCUAUUCACCAGCUGCAACAAUGCUUACCAAUACGUCAUUCAGGGCUUUAUAAGCCUGGCUGUGGGGUCACUAACCGGCGAUGCAGUGUUACAUCUCAUACCCAAGUUUCUUGGUUUGCACUCUCAUGAGAAUAGUGUCGAACACACGCCAGCCCCUCACAUCUGGAAGCUGAUGGCUGUUCUAGGAGGCAUCUAUGCUUUUUUCGUGAUGGAAAAGCUAUUUGGAAUAUUCAUAAAAGAUGAUUUGCCGGAUGAAAAGGGCCAUCACCACUGUGACCAUGAGUUGGCACUGCAAGCAUUUAAAAAGAAUCAGAAGAAAAUACAGACAACAUCCCAAGUUGAACUGAUGUCCUCUGAUCUGUCUUUAGAAGGCGACUUUGGUCAACGCUCUAAAAAAGCUUUGCGGGUUCUUCCGUACAUGAUCGUGAUUGGUGAUGGGAUCCAUAACUUUGCCGAUGGGCUGGCUCUGGGAGCAGCUUUCUCUGUCUCCUGGAAAACAGGACUCGCCACAACACUUGCAGUGUUCUGUCAUGAGCUUCCUCAUGAAAUGGGUGAUUUUGCAGUUCUGUUGCACGCUGGAAUUUCUGUCAAGAAAGCCAUUCUCCUGAACUUUGGCAGUGCCUUGACCGCUUUUAUUGGACUAUACAUAGCACUAGGUGUUGCGACAGAUGAAAUAGUGCAAGAAUGGAUAUUUACUGUAGCAACGGGCCUCUUCCUUUAUGUGGCUCUUGCAGAUAUGAUUCCAGAGAUGAUGGAAGCAAAGAGCAAAAAUCCCUGGAUUUUAUUCCUUCUGCAAAAUUUGGGAUUAUUGGUCGGCUGGACAAUCUUAAUCCUAUUAUCACUUUAUGAGGAUCAAAUUCAAUUUGGAUAGAGCACAAUGCACUGCUCUGAAUAUUUUCUGUAGGGGCAAUUUAUACUGUUCUCUUUUUUUAAUCUUCACUGCAGGACGGUGGGCUGUAGCUGUAAUCAUGAUGGUGGAACGUAUAUAUUCAAUCAUAUUUAUCCUGCAAAUCCAAUUUGAUUUUAUCUUAAGUGGCACGUGGAGGUAUCCCUGGUUCCCAGAAAUGUCAGGAAAAGCAGCCUUCCAUCUCCAGUGGAAAAAAUAUCGUAGCAUCAUGAAGGAAGAAAUGCAAGCUUUUCCCCCCUUAGGGUGGUGAAAGUGUAGAUCGAGCUAUCAGCACAAGUGGUAGAUGCAAGUUCAAUUGUAACACUGAAGGGAAGUUUGGAUGGGUACAUGGAUGAGAGAGGUGUGGAGGGCAAUGGGUAGAUAAGAUUAUGCAGAAGACCAGGUGGGCACAGAUUAUACAGUGUGGGCUGAAGGGCCUGUUUCUGUGCGAUAGUACACCAUAACUCUAAUGGUUACAAUAUCCAAACUAAAAGCCAUCUGGUUCAACAAACAUUGUUUAGGGAAUAAGACCAUUAAAAACAGUAGCAGAGAUAGGCCUGCUCCACCAUUCCAUCAUGGCUGAUUUAUUAUCCCCCUCAACCCCAUUCUCCAGCCUUCGCCCUGACUAAACAAGAACUUAUCAAACUCUGCUUUAAAUAUACCCAAUGACUUGGCCUCCACAACCAUCUGUGGCAGUGAAUUCCACAGAUUCACUACACUCUGAAUUCCUCCUCAUCUCUGUUUUAAAUGGAUGUCCCUCUUUUCUGAGACUGUGCCCUCUGUUCCUAAACUCCCCCACUAUAAGAAACAUCCUCUCCAUGUCUACUCUAUCUAGGCCUUUCAAUAAUCUGUAGUUUUCAAUAAGACAUUCUCAUUCUUCGAAACUCCAGUGAGUACGGGCCCAGAGCCAUUAAACACUCCUCAUACAUUAACCAUUUCAUUCCCAGAAUCAUUCUCAUGAACAUCGUCUAGACACUCUGCAAUGCGAAGACAUCUUUUCUUAGAUAAGGGGCCCAAAGCUGCUCACAUACUCCAAGUGCAGCCUAACCAAUGCUUUAUAAAGCCACAGCAUUACAUCCUUGCUUUCGUAUUCUAGUCCUCCCGAAAUGAAUACCAACUCAACCUGCAAGUUAACCUUUAGGGAAUCCUGAACAAAGACUCCUAAGUCCCUUUGUACCUCUGACGGUUGAAUUUUCUCCCUGUUUGGAAAAUAGUCUACGCCUUUAUUCUUUCUACCAAGAAUGAAAUCUGCUGCCAUUAAACAAUCUGAUCCUUAUAUUAAACGCAAACAACAGGAAUUCUGCAGAUGCUGGAAAUUCAAGCAACACACAUCAAAGUUGCUGGUGAACGCAGCAGGCCAGGCAGCAUCUAUAGGAAGAGG
Molecule: messenger RNA, 3497 nt
Organism: Mobula hypostoma (lesser devil ray)
Lineage: Eukaryota; Metazoa; Chordata; Chondrichthyes; Myliobatiformes; Myliobatidae
Gene: slc39a4
Product: solute carrier family 39 member 4
Exons: 12
Coding region: 98-2101 (667 amino acids)
Biological process (GO): intracellular monoatomic cation homeostasis; zinc ion import across plasma membrane
Cellular component (GO): plasma membrane
Molecular function (GO): monoatomic cation:bicarbonate symporter activity; zinc ion transmembrane transporter activity
Source: RefSeq, a predicted model, not a curated record